AUGGCUCCCGUGUUGCUCCUUCUCCUGUUGCUCCCACGGCUUGCCCGCGCACAACCGCCGACCCUUGACCUCUCGAAGAACCGCACGGACUCCGCGGCGAACGUGACGUCCCCGCCAGAAGUCCAGGUGGCAGAAGUAGAGGAAGUGGACGAAGUGGAGGAGGAGGAGGAGGAGGAAGAGGACUGGUCGCCAGUAGAGACGUUCCUAUACAGCGGGGACCCCUCCGUUCUCGAAGCGGCGGGGUGCCCGCGGCCCUACAGCGUCCCCGGGCAGAGCGGCCCACCACCGGCAAGUUUCCAAGGCCCGCUGCUUCCCGCCGUUGACGCCCUCGCUAACACGGCUAACUUCUUCAACAUGGCCUUCCAAGCUAGCGACCUGCGCGAGAGCAGCGUGUAUGAGGAUAUGGAGUGGUACCACGCCGCGGUGCGCGCACUCCUGCAGGCCGACACACGCGUUGAGCACGCACUGCUCACCUUUGAUGCUGACCCAGCAGCUGCAGCGCCCCAGUUAGUGCUGGGUGCCUCCAGGGACGCUGCCCCGAAGGUCCAGACCAUCCUGCUGCAGGACCUGUCCAAGGCCUGGGAGAGCCUGCACCCCCCAGCACCGGCCCCCGAUGACAGCUGGUUCACGGCAUUCAAGUUCCAGCGCCCCGGAGAGCCGUCGGCCACCCUGUCCAAGCGGAUCCUCGUCAAUGACCUCAGCACCCUGGACACGCCCAAAUGGGGGCGAGGCGACAGUUACGUCACCAACCGGAGCGGGGUGCGCUGGGCCAGUGCGCCCUUCCUGGACUGCAAGGAUGGCCGUUUCCUGCCCAGCUGGAGGCUCACCCUGUCCGCCUCCUUCUACGGCCUUAAGCCUGACCUCACCCCCGAGUUCAGAGGUGUAAUCCGUGUGGAUGUCAACAUUCAGAACUUGGACAUUGACCAGUGCGCCAUGGGAGAUGCCUGGUUUGCCAAUACACACCAAUGCAACCGCACCACCAUGGAGUGUGAGCCGAUUCCGGGCCAGGGGUUUCGGCUGGGACAGUAUUGCUGCCGCUGCAAAGAGGGAUACUACAGUCCUCCAAUGGCCUCUGAGGACACAGAUGGUGGUUUUGAAAACGGGAAUGACACUGAAUUUGGUGAGGAGCGUGGUGACGGCAUGUGUUACCCCGCAAUGCCCAUCUGCCUCCCGUGCUGGCCAGGGUGCAAGAGUUGUCAGGAUGGCGCACCCUGCUGGGUGCAGGAGGACUGGUUUCUGAGGUCUGCAGUGCUGGCCGUCCAGGGCUUCUUCAUGCUCCUGGUCUUUGUCAGCAUGCUGGCAGCUUACCAGCACCGCCGCAGCCGAAGGAUCCGAGCAUCAGGACUCCUGCUGUUAGAGACCAUCCUGUUCGGCUCUCUACUCCUCUACUUCCCGGUCUUCAUCCUGUACUUUAAGCCCAGUACAUUUCGAUGUAUUCUCCUUCGCUGGGUGAGGAUGUUGGGCUUCUCCAUUGUGUACGGGACAGUGACUCUGAAGCUGUACCGGGUGUUGAAGGUGUUCUUGUCACGCACUGCUCAGAGAAUGCCCUACAUGUCCAGCCUUCAUCUGCUGAGGAUUCUCGCAGUAAUGUUGGUCACGGUUGGCUGGUUCCUGUGCGCUUGGACUGUGGGCAUUUUGCAGAACCGCGACCGAAACAUCCCAGUGCUCAUCACUUCUACCACAUCAGACGGCCAAGGGUUCAGCCUGUGUUACCUGGAUCGCUGGGACUACAUGAUGGCUGUGGCUGAACUUCUGUUUCUGUGCUGGGGCAUCUCCCUCUGCAGUGCUGUUAAACCAGUUCCUUCGGCUUUCCAUGAGCCUCGAUACAUGGGCAUUGCCAUCCACAAUGAGCUGCUGCUCUCCUCCAUGUUCCACCUGCUCCGGUUUGUCAUACCUUCUCUCCAUCCUGAUUGGAUGCUGCUACUGUUUUUCACUCACACCCAUGUAACCAUCACUGUGACUCUCGCCCUGCUCUUCGUUCCCAAGUUUCUCCACAUAUCCAAGCCAGGGAAGGAAGAGAUUGCAGCAGAGGUGUAUGAAGAUGAGGUAGAUCUACGGCGCUCUGGUUCAUAUCUCAACAGCAGUUUUCACUCCACCUGGAGUGACCACACUUUGGAGCCUGAUGACAUUAGGGAUGAACUGAAAAAGCUUUAUGCCCAGUUGGAGGUCCAUAAGACCAAGAAGUUGACAAGUAACAACCCACAUCUGUCAAAGAAGCGAAGUUCUCGACGAGCAUUGGGCAGAUCCAUUAUAAGACGUAUUGCUGAGAUCCCAGAAUCCAUGAGCCGACAGUGCAGUCGUGAGGAAAAAGAAAUUUAUAUCCAAAGCAAAGGUGUGAAUCAGUCUGAAUCUUUAAAGAGGGCCCCAGAUCCCAUCAGUGUCAGUUACAAGGAAUCAGUGAAAUCCAUUUCACCAGUGAUGCGUAAAUCCCAAAGUGAACAUGACUACGUAAGAGAGAGGGACUUUUCCUUGCACGACACCAUGCUGAGGGCCAACAUCAUGAAGAGAGCCUCUCAACGAUCAGAGACCGACUCCUUGGACAUCCCACCAGAGGUCUGCAAGUCAGCCAGCGCCCAAAAUCUGACCAUCAAUAACAAUCUCCUACAUCCUGAUCACACUAGGCUUCACAAGUCACGAAGUUUAUCUUCCACAAACACCCACAUAAUGGAAGACAAACUCAAGGUCAGCAGAGCUAGCUCCAUGCUAACAACGUCCACUCAGAGCAUCAGCAUCAAAGAUCAGACCACGAGUGCUCUCAAGUCACAGUCUUUUGACAAGGCUGAGAUCUGCCCAUGGGAAGUGGAGGAAGAAAAACCAACAGACAAGAACCAGAAGCAUGUCACUUACGCACCUGCUCAAGAUGAAGAAUGCAAAAGCCCCAACAGCUUACAUUCUCCACUAGUGCAUGUCUGUCCCUGGGACCAUUUACCUCCCCCUGAGAAAAAAAAUUCUGUAGAAAAGGGAUUUGAGGGAGAAUGUGAAUCUCCUAAGCCCCAAGCUCCAGUGUCUGCGAGUGCACCAGGAUCUCCAAGACCAAAGGUUGAAAAGGACCAGCGUGUCUUCUCAUUCCGCACUUCCACGCAAAAGUGGCUCUCUGUGAAAGCGCUCAUGGGAUCCCUUGAUGCAGGAGUUAAGGAUAAACCCAACAAGGAAGCAGCUGCAAAGAGAGAGGAUUCUCUUUCCCAAAAAAGUCACGAUAGUUGGGGAACUGCCUCGACAUCCUCCAAGUCAGCAACAGCAAGUAGAAAUCCAAGUUUUGAAAAGAGGACACUGCAGAAAAGAAGCUUAACUACAACAGAGGGCAAACCAUGCCUUGUAAAGCAGAAUGCAAUUAGACUGUCCUCUGGGGAUUCUUCAGACAGAAGCCCACGGAGGCUGGUGAUCAUGAAGUCUGCUGUCUACCCAUGGGAUGCAGAGGAUAUGCAAAAAGAUACAAUGUUUGAGAACUUAAUUGUGUCAAGGCAAAACAGCACAAGGAGCAAUGCAAGUUCUUGGGAAACUGGAGGCACCCACUCUAGAACGCCAUCCACGCAUACAAGGGUCAGCAGUCGAAUUACACCUACCCAUAACGUGUCUCAUGCCGAUGUAUACCCAUGGGAUGGACCCACCUCUUCCCGGCAGGGACAAGGGCCACAGAGGGAACAGAGUAUUAAAGCUAACAUCUGCCCUUGGGAGGUUCAGGAAACACAGUCAUUCGAACUUUCCAGUGUGUGCCCCUGGGAAACCCAGGGCCAGGAGGCUGUGAGAAGACAAGACAGCAGUCAUGCUGAGCUGUGUCCUUGGGAGUCACAAGUUAUUCCCACUACUUCAAAUAUCUUGGUGUCUAAGCAGUUCCUCCAGAGGCAGAAGAUCUCUAACCUAACAACAGAAAUAUGUCCCUGGGAAUCGGUAGAAGCCCCACACCCUUCAAUGAAACAAGGUGAUGUAAAUGCUGAGGUUUGUCCAUGGGAUGCACAGGAAAAGGCUGACAUUAUAUAUGAAAAUGCAAAGCCUUUAGAGACCAAGGGAUCACUGAAGGUAGUUGCAAGACAAGAAACUAUAAGACCUAGUGUUUGUUCUGGUUCACUGGAUGAUACGUCAAUUGAUGGGAAUAAACAAGAGCAUAGAGGAAGCAUUAAAGUAGCUGCAAUAUCAGCUGCUGUACAUUUGGCCAAAAAUCUGACCAAGACAGUAGAAACUUGUCCAUGGGAAUUCCCUGAUACUCCUAAUGUCAAGGCAGAUGUUUGUCCUUGGGAAGUGGAGAACAUGGUGCAACUUGUGACCAAAAACACUACAGAAUCAUCUUCACAUGGGGCCAUGUGGGAAUCUCAACAUCAAAACAAAUCAAAAGAUUCUGGAAAAGAUGCCUGUACUUGGGAAAACACGUCAGCAAAAAGAGAGGGACAAGACAAUAAUAUAUGUCCUUGGGAGACUGCACAGCCUGAAAAUACAGCAACUACUGAAAUUCAUGGGUCAAUGAGAAUGGAAAAGACAGAAGAACAAACCAGUGUUCAAAUAGAUAUUUGUCCUUGGGAGACAGACUACUUAGACAUUGUCAAAAAGCAAGAAAGCACCAAGGCUGAUGUGUGUCCAUGGGAGACUGAGGAGCCAGAAACAAGCAAGAUGCAGGUCUCCAAAAAUUCAGGGACACUUAUCAGGCAAGACACAGCUAAAGCAGAGGUUUGCCCAUGGGAGACAGAGGAACCAGGGACAGUGAAGGCUGAGAUCGCCAAAACUCCAGAAAAGCUACAAAGACAGGAGAGUUUGGAAGUUGUCUGUCCAUGGGAAACAACUGAACCAGCAACUAUCAAAAAGCAAGACAGUUACAGGGCGGAUGCCUGUCCUUGGGAAACUGAGGAUCCACAGAUUUCAACUCAAAGCAAGGUUGAAAAUAAUAGUGCAGACACAGUCUCAGAGAUGCAGGGACGGGUGUAUACUGAAGUGAUAUCUGGAGACAGUAGCACACAGGAAACAGAGGAGCUCAAGCCAAACUUGGCCCUGGGUCGACGUGAUGCUUUGUGUCCCUGGGAGAUGGAAAGACUCAGAUCUGGUUCAUUCUCAGACCUCGACAAUGCCUCAGACGUCUUCACUUGGGAGCCUGAAAAUAUUCCAGAAGAAGAUGAAGAAGAGGCUGAUGCUGAAUGUGCUGCUGAGGCGUUUGUGUUCCCCCCUGACUUGUAA
Lampris incognitus (smalleye Pacific opah) is the source of this 5160-nucleotide messenger RNA. RefSeq names its product G protein-coupled receptor 179 (gene gpr179). Gene Ontology annotation, cellular component: membrane. Gene Ontology annotation, molecular function: G protein-coupled receptor activity. The record is from RefSeq and is a predicted model, not a curated record. The transcript is spliced from 11 exons. NCBI's taxonomy places the organism in Eukaryota, Metazoa, Chordata, Actinopteri, Lampriformes, Lampridae. Gene Ontology annotation, biological process: G protein-coupled receptor signaling pathway. Bases 1 to 5160 code for a protein of 1719 amino acids.